Molecule: messenger RNA, 1656 nt
Organism: Letharia columbiana
Lineage: Eukaryota; Fungi; Ascomycota; Lecanoromycetes; Lecanorales; Parmeliaceae
Exons: 6
Coding region: 1-1656 (551 amino acids)
Biological process (GO): amino acid transmembrane transport
Cellular component (GO): membrane
Molecular function (GO): L-amino acid transmembrane transporter activity
Source: RefSeq, a predicted model, not a curated record
AUGAUAUCCCCACAUUUACCCCUCUUGGGCAGUGAUCCUGCUGCCAACUCCAUCAAAGCGUCCUCGUCACUAGAUUCACGUAGAUCACUGGUGCUACAAGCCGAUGGACACCUCGGAGAGCUGGAUGCGCCUGAAGUAUCAGACUCUUUUUCCCCAUCCGUCGUCGAUGAAACCUUAUCCAGCAGCAAUCCUCGAGCCCAACCCAAUGCUUCCUUGACAUUCGUCAACGGCCUCGCUCUCGUCCUCGGCCUUCAGAUCGGCUCCGGAAUCUUCUCUGCUCCUUCCCAAGUGAGCAAUCACGUACCAUCUCCGGGCGCAGCCGUCUUGAUUUGGCUUGUGGGAGGCAUCAUGGUCUGGACAGGCGCCGCCUCGUUCAUCGAACUCGGACUAGCAAUACCUAAGAAUGGAGGUAUCCAGGAAUAUCUCAAGGCCUGUUAUGGUGAUUAUCUCGGAUUUCUCUUUACAUGGAUAUGGAUCGCCAUAUCAAAGCCUUGUGCCAUGGCAAUGAUUGCGAUGAUUUUUGCCGAAAACUUGAGCAUUGCGGCCGGGUCCGUCGACGUACUUUCUGCGUGGGAAGUAAAGAUUCUUGCAAUACUAGGACUCUUCUUGAUUACCUGCAUCAACUGUCUUGGUACGAUUGCCGGAGCACGGGCUGCGAACGCGUUUCUGAUCUUGAAGCUACUCGCGGUUUUCUCAAUUGCUGCCACUGGCAUAGUCAUGGGUGUAACAGGCCGUCGUUCCCAUGAAACAGAGCCUGAGUGGUUCGCAAGUGAUCCAGAUCCGCAUCGCCAGACCAUGCUCAACUGGGCUAAGGCAGGUGAGUACAUUACAGCUAUUUACGGCGCACUUUUCUGCUACGGUGGAUGGGAAUCGAUCGGCUUCGUUGCUGGCGAGAUGACUGACCCAUCUCGUGAUUUACCUCGAGUAAUCAACACUGCCAUGUUUGUGGCCGUUAGUGGCUUCGUUCUUAUGAAUAUCGCACUUUUCAUGGUAAUUCCGUUUGAAACGAUGAGAGAAAGAAGCGUUGUUGCAGUGGAGUUUGGUCUGCACGUUUUCGGAGCUACCGGCGGCACGGUCUAUUCUUUAGUCGUUUCAGCAUCUUGUUUGGGGGCUUUGAAUGCGAAUGUCUUUGCAACUGGGAGACUAAUUGUCGCCGCGAGUAAGAACCAUUACUUUCCCAAGUUUUUCGGCAACGAUCAUUGCUCUGCGAGAGAAGAAGAGUCGCUUUCUACAAGGAAGGCACUGCAAAGGUUCCCAGCUUUUGUGUCCGCUGGCAUCUUGUGGUUCGCCGAGAGAACGGAGACUCUGCGCUGGGACAAGAAAGUACCCAUAUAUGCAAUGAUCAUGAACGCAUCUAUUGCAACACUCUACGUCGUCGUAGGGACUUUUGACAGCUUGGUAACAUUUGUAGGUAUUUCAGAAUAUUCGUUCUUUCUACUGGCCGUCCUUGGAAUCUUCAUACUCCGUCGUCGCGGAAAAGCUCUUAAUAAACGGGACAAAACAUGGACCUUUAACCCUGUUAUAUUUUGCGCGUUCAGUGCCUUCCUCGUUAUACGGGGCAUUAUUACAGAUCCAAUACAGGGACUCAUAAUCUUCAGCCUAGCCGUGAUUGGAUGGGCAAUGUUUAGGAGAGUCUCUGCGGCCGGGCUGAUCUGA